GCUAAUGUACCCUGAGUUUGGGUAAAGAUACAGUUCUCUUUUUACAAAAAUUUCCCCCCCCCCCUGAAUUUGUUCUUUGACCCUCUAACAUUCUGAACUUGAGCUUAAAUGUUAACACUGUCAUACAGAGCAUCAAUCUACAUUUUAUGACUGGCAGUGUUGUGUGCUCUGUGUGCACCAACAAUCCUAUCCUACAUGAUUGUGUAUGAUUAUUGUCUAGGAUGUUGAAUGCCAUACAGUGUCACAGGUCAAUGAGUUUUCAAAAAUGGACUGCUGGCUUUAUGUAGCUGGCAUAACCGAUUGUUUGCCUUACCAUGUACGUAUCCCUCUAUGGUCUAUGAUCUACAUGCAGAUAAGCUCAACAUACAUUUGAAGUAGGUAUUAGUUUGCACGGACAGAGUCGGACAACAUUCCUCUGCAGUAAUGUGUAACUUGAGAGUAGCUGAGAUGAAGGAUUUACAACUUUCAGCCAAUAAGCAGCCUCUACCCUAGUGACAACAAGCCAUCUUGGUUUACAAAGCCUCAUUGGUCGGGAUGGGAGUCUUUUAGUUCAUCAGGGGGCAGGCACUGGAUAGCUGAAGACAACCAGUUUAACAAGAGUAUCCAGUGAGGGCAUGAAGAUUCUAAGUCUACUUCUCUCGUUAUCUCUGUCCGCCGUCAUGUGUGGCCGAAAUGCUCAUAGGAGAACAAGCAGUAUGAAGUCACUCCAAUGUGAUCAGGGCUUCUGGAAACGAAAGGGCAAUGACAUCGAGCAUUCCUGCUAUGGACAAUCUGAGACACUUCGAUAUAAAAUAGAGGAUGGAAUGAAGACAAUUAAAAGCAGGGAGUACCAACAUUUAACAUCGUUUAGUAUCAACAAUGAACAGUACCAGCUCUUCACCGACAAGAAAUCAGUAAUCAUGACUAAAUGGAAUGAAGACGAGGACGAUCUACGUGAGAAGCAGAGGCUUCGCAUCCCAAGUGCGUACAGCGCAGAGGUAAUCUUCCACAACGAGAACGCCAUAUUGUUAGUUGCAGUUUACAGCAUUAGCAUAGGAUGUAUGUAUUGCAACGUCCACGACAACAAGAACCCAAGCAGAGCAUACCACUGGGAUCACUCCAGAAAUAUCUUUGAGGAGGACCAUUUUAAAAAUCUGCCGUCGACGGGCUCUAUACUGUCUUUCUCGGAACGAUACCGCGAUAGAAGCACUGUAAUCAGCGUCUUUGCAAAGUGUGGCUGCAACACUAGAAUAUAUUACUUGGAUACGAACGAGUCCGGCAUAGUGUUUAAGGAGAUUGAUCAGAACAACAGCUUACCAUCAAGCGGCAUGGUCAUUCAGUCUGUGCGCUCCCUAAAAACACAGUACAUUCUGUUCGCACCUCUCAAUAGAUUCAACGAGAGGGAGUCAAUAAGCAUAUUCAAAUGGACACAGAACACAGGAUCAUUGACUUUCCACAGACAUCUCUCCACUUACAUUAACGAGGAGACGGGCCUCAGCACAACAGUUUUCAAGAAUGACGUCUUCCUCUGCAGUGUAUCUGACGCCUCUAGGAAUGUGACCAUAUUCCGGCUGAAGCCGAACCAAGGACAUCUUGAGGAGACAGGACACAUUCAAGGAGAAGUGGCAUUCUCAAUGUGCAAGUUCUUUACCGAGGACCAUGAGCUCUACGCCGCCGUUGGGUUUCAGAGCAAAGUGAAACUGCUGCAGUACGACCCGCUUACAGGAAACUUUGCCGAUGCUGGUAGCCUUCCAGGGGCCAGGAACACCAUUGAUUUAAUAAGCUUCCAGAGCAGGGAUGAUGCAUACAUAGUCACUGCAAGCACAAAGAGACAUAACAGGAGUUACUGCAAGAACAAGGUCUACAGAAAGAUUCACUCCCCAUCGUCGUGAGCCUCACCUCACUCAAAGUUUGAAGGCGCUGGACACUAUUGCUAAAUAAAUGUUAGCAUAAAAACUUACUUGGUAAGGAGCAAUGGAGA
This is a messenger RNA of Asterias rubens (European starfish), 1960 nucleotides long. RefSeq lists its product as uncharacterized. NCBI's taxonomy places the organism in Eukaryota, Metazoa, Echinodermata, Asteroidea, Forcipulatida, Asteriidae. The coding region runs from base 615 to 1871 and encodes 418 amino acids. The transcript has 5 exons. The record is from RefSeq and is a predicted model, not a curated record.